AUGCAACAAGAAUUAGAAAUACAAUACAAUGGUUGUAACUAUGAUUCCAAUUUAUUCACAAUAGCCAUCGACAUUGGUGGUACACUUGCAAAAGUCAUAUUCUCACCAAUCCAAAGUUAUAAAUUAUAUUUUAAUACAGUUGAAACAGAAUUAAUUGAAAAAUUUAUAAAAUUAUUACAUUCCAUAAUCGAAUCAUAUAAUAACAACAAUUAUUCUACAACUCGUAUAAUCGCUACAGGUGGUGGUGCUUUCAAGUUUUAUGAUUUAUUAAAUUGGGAAUUUAAAAAAAUCCAUUCAAUAAAACAAAAAGAUGAAAUGAAAUGUUUAAUUAAUGGUCUUGAUUUCUUUAUUCAUGAAGUACCUAAUGAAGUAUUUACAUAUAAUACUCAAGAUGGUAUACAAUUAAUUAAGUCAAAAUCAAGAUCUUCUACAUCUUCACAAUCUUCUUCCUCAUUAAAUUCCUCCUCAAACACAAAUAAUGAACAAAUUUAUCCAUACCUUUUAGUUAAUAUCGGUUCAGGUGUAUCCAUUUUAAAAGUAAUUCAACCGUCUGUAUUUGAAAGAGUAGGUGGAUCCUCUUUGGGUGGUGGGACUCUUUGGGGAUUAUUAUCAUUAAUCACAGGUGCCAAAUCAUACGAUGAAAUGUUAAAAUUGGCACAAGAUGGUGAUAAUACAAAUGUAGAUAUGCUUGUCGGAGACAUAUAUGGUACAGACUAUAAUAAAAUUGGAUUAAAAUCUUCAAAUAUUGCAAGUUCAUUCGGUAAAGUAUUUCAAGAUAGAUCUAUAUCCUCGAAUAAUUCAUCAACAAAAAAAGUCUCUCAACAAAUAAUAGAUCAUAACAAUGAUGCACUUAUAGAAAAUAACAACAGUAACAACGGAAAAAGUACAAGCUUGACAACUAAUACCACAGAUAUCAUAAAAAGAAAUUUAAAUAAAAGUUUCCAAAAUUCUGAUAUUUGUAAAAGUUUAUUAUAUGCAAUUUCAAAUAAUAUUGGUCAAAUUGCUUAUUUACAAGCCAAGAUACAUAACGUACAAAAUAUUUAUUUUGGUGGAUCAUAUAUUAGAGGUCAUUUAACAACAAUGAAUACUUUAAGUUAUGCAAUAAAUUUUUGGUCUCAAUCUUCAAAGCAAGCUUUUUUCUUAAAACAUGAAGGUUAUCUUGGUGCAAUGGGUGCCUUCUUAGAUCCUACUCCUAUAUGA
Naumovozyma dairenensis CBS 421 is the source of this 1200-nucleotide messenger RNA. RefSeq names its product pantothenate kinase (gene CAB1). The record is from RefSeq and is a predicted model, not a curated record. The transcript has a single exon. Gene Ontology annotation, molecular function: pantothenate kinase activity; ATP binding. Gene Ontology annotation, cellular component: nucleus; cytosol. Gene Ontology annotation, biological process: coenzyme A biosynthetic process. NCBI's taxonomy places the organism in Eukaryota, Fungi, Ascomycota, Saccharomycetes, Saccharomycetales, Saccharomycetaceae. Bases 1 to 1200 code for a protein of 399 amino acids.